CCUGCAAAUCCAGCGCGCUGUAACCGCCGGGGCCCCGAGACGCCCCCCCAGCCGCAGGCUUCGGAACCGGGAACAGCAGCAAUGGCAGCCGCAGCCGUGGCCUCCAGCUCCACCCCGCGGCCGCUCCGCCUGGCGCCGCGCCGGGCUCUCGGCGGCGCGCCCGACCACGUCAACGCCCCGCCGCUCCGCUCCCGCAGGCCGCGGCUCGCCGUGUCGGCCUCGGCCGGGGCGGAGGCGGAGGCCGGCGGCUCCGAGCGGUUCUACUUCAACUUCACCGGGUUCCCCUUCCCGCUCGGCCCCUUCCUCAACCGCCGCACCAUCCGCACCGAGGCCGUUGUGGGUGGAUGGAUGGAUCAGGCGGUGAAGGGCAGCAUAUGGCUGUUCGAGCAGGAGCAGGCGCUGGGCUUCAGCAGCGUCUCCACCAACAUCCGCAUGACAGUCAUCAGGCUCAAGUCCGGCGGGCUCUGGGUGCACGCGCCCAUCGCGCCCACCAAGGAGUGCAUCCAGCUGCUCAAGGAGCUGGACGCGCCGGUGGAGCACAUCGUGCUGCCGACCUUCGCGUACGAGCACAAGAUCUUCGUCGGGCCCUUCUCCAGGAAGUUCCCCAAGGCGCAGGUAUGGGUGGCGCCCAGGCAGUGGAGCUGGCCGAUCAACCUGCCGCUCGAGUUCUUCGGCAUCUUCCGGGCCAAGCCCCUCAAGGACGAGGACGACGCCACCCCGUGGGCCGCCGAGAUCGAGCAGAAGGUUCUCAGCUCGCCGGAAGUUGGGAUCGGACCAUAUGUGGAGGUGGCUUUCUACCAUAAGCCUUCGAAGACAUUGCUGGUGACGGAUGCUGUCAUCUUUGUUCCUCGACAGCCUCCGGAGUGUAUCAGCAAAGAAUCAUUGUUAGCUUCGGCCAAGAACGGAUUGGCAGUGAAGCUAUUGAGCAAAGGGAAAGAGGUUCCAGAUGAACCAGUUGUGGACAAUACACUGAACCGUCAGAAAGGAUGGGAGAGGAUGGUGCUUCAAAUACUGUUUCUUGGCCCCUCAAAUCUUCUUGAGCCAAAUGCAAGUUUUGCUCAAAUGUCACAAAAAUUGAUUGUCUCACCAAUUGUCAAGACACUCGUUUUCAGCAAAGUUCCAGAGAAGGUGAGGGACUGGGUCGACAGGAUCGCUGCCGACUGGCCAUUCCGACGGAUAAUCCCUUGCCAUUUUUCAGCCCCAAUCAACGCGAGCCGAUCAGACUUCCUGGCCGCCUUCGCCUUCCUUGACGAGCUGCUCCCUGAUCGCCCCGCCGCGGUGCCUGGCCUCUCCCUGCUCUUUGCCUCGUUCAUGGGGAAGGCGGCCAGCUACUUCCCUCCUGACGACAUGAAGACGCUUUCCUCGCUGGACGAGUUCUUGGUUUCGGUUGGUGCUGUCAAGAAGACCGUCUCCGGGAGGAAGAGGUGAUGCGGAGAAAGCUGGUGGAUUGUGCAUAGUUUUGUAAGAAAACACAGUUGCUGUAGCUCGUGCUUGGAGCAUGGUUUACACUGUCAAAUCUGUAUGUAGUUAGUGGACAAAAAAUGGUCCAUUAGGCUAUAACAUAGGAAAGAGUACAUUAUCUUCUUGCAAUAGAAAGCCUUACUGCAUAUGAAAUUUU
Molecule: messenger RNA, 1618 nt
Organism: Panicum hallii
Lineage: Eukaryota; Viridiplantae; Streptophyta; Magnoliopsida; Poales; Poaceae
Exons: 6
Coding region: 82-1428 (448 amino acids)
Source: RefSeq, a predicted model, not a curated record